CGCGAUCCCCUCUCUCAGGUGCCUGGGCCGUGGUAUACCAAAUGGACCUCGCUCGUAAUAAAAUACCACUGGCUAAAGGGCAAUCGAGCGCGAUAUCAGCAUGAACUGCAUCUCAAAUAUGGGCCUCUUGUUCGCCUCACCCCCAACGAAGUGUCCGUCACCAACAUCGAAGCCGUCAAGAAAAUCUACAACGCCAGAGAGACAUACCUCAAAACAUCCUGGUAUGGCGACUUAUCCGUCACAACCGAAAACCUCUUCAACACCACCCGCGUCGAGGUGCAUCGAAGACUGCGAAGGCUUCUCUCAAGCUCCAUGUCCGAAACAUCACUGCAGAUGGCUAUCCCGCAGGUCCAGUUCAAGAUCGACCUUGCGAUACAAAGAAUGGGCGAGGAAAUGGAAAGAAGAGGCGCUGCAGAUGUCAUCAAAUGGUUUCUAUUUAUGGCAACAGAUAUCAUUGGAGAGCUCUCCUUUGGCGACUCCUUCAGGACGUUGGAGAUUGGCGAGAAGAGCGGCUACACAAAGGACCUGGAGAACUUGGGAUACCUUGGUGCUGUGCGCUCGGCUUUCCCGACGUUUAUCGCAAUGGCAAAAUACCUACCCAUUCCGUUCUUCACACGCCCACUCCAGGCAACGAGGAACAUGAUUCGUUAUUCGGAAGAGUCCAUCGCUCGGUACAGGAAUCUUCUAGACUCUGACCCAACGAGCGUCAAAUGGACUCUGUUUACCAAAGUCUUCAAAGACACCGACAAAGACGCUUUUACACCGGUGGAGCUCAGAGCCAACGCAUCGGGGUACAUUGUUGCCGGCAGCGACUCCACAGCCGUGACACUGACAUACCUUGUCUGGUCCGUUUGUAGCAACCCGAAAGUCAAGGCCACUCUCCUAGAGGAGCUGCAAACCCUCCCGACUGACUUCAAUGCGUCCCACCUUCGUGACUUGAGUUACCUGAAUCAGGUGAUUGACGAGACGCUGCGUUUGUACUCUGGCAUUCAAUCAUCCCUGCCUCGAUACGUGCCCGAAGGCGGCGACGACAUUGCCGGAUACUGGCUGCCUGGAGGCACGAGCAUCUGCGCUCAGGCAUACAGCAUGCACCGCAUUGUCAGUGUAUUUCCGAAUCCGGAUGUCUUUGACCCGUCACGAUGGGCAUCGCCAACAAGGGAGAUGAAAGAUUCCUUUAUGCCCUUUGGCAACGGAGCACGAAUUUGUAUCGGACUACAUCUUGCCCGGAUUGAGCUGCGCUAUGCGACUGCGCGUUUCUUUUUGACGUAUCCGGAGGCUAAAGUGUCGACGCUAGAAGGAUUCAGCGAUGAGGACAUGGUUCCAAAGGUGUUCUUUUUUGAAGAGCCAACGGCCAAAAGAUGCCUCAUUCAGAGAUAUUGA
Trichoderma virens Gv29-8 is the source of this 1380-nucleotide messenger RNA. RefSeq lists its product as uncharacterized. The record is from RefSeq and is a predicted model, not a curated record. The transcript is spliced from 3 exons. NCBI's taxonomy places the organism in Eukaryota, Fungi, Ascomycota, Sordariomycetes, Hypocreales, Hypocreaceae. The annotation marks the transcript as partial. Gene Ontology annotation, molecular function: monooxygenase activity; heme binding; oxidoreductase activity, acting on paired donors, with incorporation or reduction of molecular oxygen.